UAUGUCCUUAACUAUUGUUAUUAAGCUUCGUUGAUGAGGUAACCAACUAUUGUGUCAUCUUAUUGCAGAAUCAUUUUGAGUUGGAUGGUUUAAGAAAAGCGCAUAUUCGGGAUGGUGCAGCUGUUGUCCAAUACCUUGUGUGGCUGGAUGGUGAGAUGCAAAAGGUUUAUGGAGCUGCUGGUUUCUUUACUGAACCAGAGGAAACACACAAAAGAAAGCAUCAGGAAACUGAAAAAUUGACAGAGGUAUCCGUGAGUGACAAAUUGGAGAGUUUUCGUGCUAAGAAAGAGCACUUUAAAGGAUUGAGUUUUCCAACCAUCUCAUCUGUUGGUCCAAAUGCGUCAAUCAUUCAUUAUGAACCAGAGGCUGGAACUUGUGCAGAGCUUGACGCUGAUAGCAUAUAUGUUUUUUGAUUUCGGU
Dendrobium catenatum is the source of this 420-nucleotide messenger RNA. Its product is annotated as aminopeptidase P1-like. Lineage: Eukaryota; Viridiplantae; Streptophyta; Magnoliopsida; Asparagales; Orchidaceae. The coding region runs from base 156 to 413 and encodes 85 amino acids. The record is from RefSeq and is a predicted model, not a curated record. The transcript has 4 exons.